AUGCAUCUCACAUCUAAAAACGUUGCCGAGUUCUGGAACGAAGUGUGGUCGAUGAACAACACAGGAUGGAAGUUUGGGGAGCGCGGGGCCCCGUUCACCCGUAUCCUCUACGCGUACCUGCAGGGCGCCGGUGUUGUGGCCACUGAUGAUGGUUCUAAGGCAGACGCGAAUGAGGAGGUGAAGUACGACGCCGUACGGCGCUUUCUCACGGAAAAGACGGUGCUGGUCCCCCUCUGCGGAGACUCCGAAGUGCUGCCGUACAUGGUGGGCUGCGGGGCCGCGCACGUCAUCGGCGCCGACCUCAGUGAGCAGGCGCUGCACACACAACGGGUGGUGAACUUUGCGAACUUCCACUUUCACUCCAAGAGGCUCGAGCGCGUCGAUGGCGCGACGCGGGAGGUAACAGUGCACGAAGCCACCGACGGCGGGCGCCGAGUCACGCUCUUCCACGGCGACAUCACGGAGCUGCCGCUCUUCACGGCGUACACCACGCUCAAGGUGGACUUCAUGUACGACCGCGCUGCGAUGAUGGCAGUCCCGCCGGACCUCCGCCCCGCAUACGUGCGGGCUGUGACGAAAGUCCUGGGCGCCAACGCCGGCGUCGCCUACGAGCGCGUGGUGCGGCUUCUGCCGGAGGAGCAGAACUUCGGUCCACCCUUCAUGGUAGAUAUGGAGGAAGUGCGUAGACUCUACAGGGAGGCCACCGGUCGUGACUACGCGGCGGUGCUGGUGCUCACCUUUAUGGUGGAGGGCCCGCGGCACCCGGAGUGGUACGCACUUCUGCCGCACGCGUAG
Messenger RNA from Trypanosoma grayi, 795 nucleotides. RefSeq names its product thiopurine S-methyltransferase. The transcript has a single exon. The coding region runs from base 1 to 795 and encodes 264 amino acids. The record is from RefSeq and is a predicted model, not a curated record. NCBI's taxonomy places the organism in Eukaryota, Euglenozoa, Kinetoplastea, Trypanosomatida, Trypanosomatidae. Gene Ontology annotation, molecular function: thiopurine S-methyltransferase activity.